Molecule: messenger RNA, 10050 nt
Organism: Brugia pahangi
Lineage: Eukaryota; Metazoa; Nematoda; Chromadorea; Rhabditida; Onchocercidae
Source: the annotation of a GenBank genome assembly
AUGGGCUGUUUAGCCUUUCGAUCAUAUUUAUUUAUAAUUACUAUCAUUUUAACAGUUUAUUUUGGUGAUACGGAAAGAGCAGAUCAAGAUUAUGAUAAUUAUCAGGAAUUUGCUGUUGUAGAAGGACAGCAUGGUCUUUUUCCAACAAUUUUCAAUUUGGCAACAAAUGCGCUAAUUUAUGCGGAUGCUACCUGUGGUCAACAUAAUCGUGAAAUUUAUUGCAAAUUAGUGGAGCAUGUUUUUAACAGGCAACCGCAAUGUGACGUUUGUGAUGCAAAUGACGUACGGAAACGUCAUCCAAUUGAAUUUGCAAUUGAUGGUACACGACGUUGGUGGCAAAGUCCAUCGUUAGCUAAUGGACUUGAUUACGAACGGGUCAAUAUUACCAUUGACCUGAGACAGGAAUAUCAAGUAGCGUAUGUAAUUAUAAAAAGUGCAAUUGCACCUCGACCUGGAACUUGGAUUUUGGAGAAAUCACUUGAUGGUAUUAAUUAUCAACCAUGGCAAUAUUAUGCAGUUAGUGAUGCUGAAUGCUUACGACAAUUUAAUGUACCAGCAACCACUGGUGUACCACGAUUUACACGAGAUGAUGAGGUAAUAUGUACAUCAUACUAUUCAAAACUUGAUCCGUUAGAAAAUGGUGAGAUUUACACGUCACUCGUAAAUGGACGACCAUCUGCUGAAGCUGCAUCUGAAACUUUACAGCAAUUUACUCGAGCUCGUUAUGUACGUCUACGCUUGAUGAGUUUACGUACAUUAAACGCUGAUUUAAUGAUUAUCAAUCGACGUGAUAAGAGUAACAGAUUAGAUCUGUCGGUGACAAGACGUUACUUCUAUGCUAUCAAGGAUAUCAGUAUUGGUGGUCAGUGCAUUUGUCACGGACAUGCAGAAAGUUGUCCACCUGAUCCGGUCACUGGGCAAUCACGUUGUGAAUGUCGUCAUAACACGUGUGGUGAAUCCUGUAGUAAAUGUUGUCCAUUAUUUAAUCAACUUCCGUGGCGUCAAGGAACGCAAUUACAUCCUAAUGUUUGCCAACCUUGUCAAUGUUUUAAUCAUGCAACACAUUGCGAAUACGAUGAAGAAGUGGAACGAUUAGGUUUAAGUGUUACACCGGAAGGUAUUUUUGAAGGUGGCGGAAAAUGUAUCGCCUGUAAACAUAACACUGACGGAAUAAACUGUGAACGUUGCAUGUGGACAUAUUUCCGACCGUCCGGUGUUACGCAUUAUCGAGAAGAUGCAUGCCGACCUUGUGAUUGUGAUCCAAUCGGUUCCGAGCAUAAUAAUUGUGUUCGAGAUGAGACAAGCGCGGAUGGUGAUCAAAAGCCAGGUGAUUGUAUCUGUAAACCGGGAUUUGGUGGACGUCGAUGUGAUGUUUGCGCACCGGGCUACCGGAAUCAUCCAAAAUGUGAGCCAUGUCCUUGUAAUCGAGCUGGUUCCCUGAAUUUUGACACCUGCGAGGAAGAACAUUGCAUUUGCAAGGCAAACGUAGAGGGCGUUUAUUGUGACCGAUGCAAGGAAGGUACAAUUAACCUGGAUAUGAAAAAUCCAAAAGGUUGUCAACCUUGUUUCUGUUUUGGUCUUAGCAAUAAAUGUCAUGAAAAGCAGUGGAAUCGUGGCGAGAUACGAAGCACUACAGGUUGGGUACUAACAGAUCUGUCAGGUGAAAAAAUAGUUCCACCGAAAUCAGAAAAUGAAGUAUUAAUGUAUACCAAUAGUGAAUAUAGAAACAAUGAUUUAUACUAUUGGAAAGCACCAAAAGAAUUUAAUGGAAAUUUGCUGAAUAGUUAUGGUGGAAAUUUACAAUAUUUUGUAUAUUUUGUACCGAUGGGUAAUGGAGAAGAAACAUCAAUUCCUGAUGUUAUCAUAGAAGGUAAUGGUAUCAAAUUGGAAUAUUAUAGUCAACAGAAUUUCUUUCCCAGAGAAAAUAUUAGCAUUCAAAUACCAAUGAAAGAAGACAGUGGUUGGCAUAAUUCACAUAUGCGUACGCUUACUGAUAAGCAUGAAAUGAUGCGUGUUUUAGCUGAUCUUAACACAAUGCUAAUACGAGCUUUGUAUAAUAAGGAACAAAUACAAUCCAGUAUUUAUGGAUUAACACUUGACACAGCGAUUGAAUCGAAGAAAACAACAGAGAGUACAGAUGGAUUAUUACCUAAUACACUGAUGCGUGGCGUGGAAGUAUGUCAGUGUCCCGAAUAUUACGCAGGCAAUAGUUGUGAACGUUGUAUAUCAGGAUAUCGUAGAGUAAACAAUCAGCUAUUCGAUGGUCAUUGCGAGAAAUGUAAUUGUGAAGGACAUUCAUUUGAAUGUGAUCCUUUUACGGGUGAUUGUAUCAAUUGUCAACACAAUACAACUGGUCGUCGAUGUCAUCAGUGUUUACCCGGACAUUAUGGUAAUCCAUCAUUGGGUGGUGAAUUUGGUCAAUGUCACCCAUGUGCAUGUCCAACUAUCGAGAAUAGUCAUUCUGCGUUAUGCAGUCUAACGCAACUUAUUGUUGGUGGUGCUGCAGCGUACGGUGAAGACGCGUACGUUUGCACCGCGUGUGAACAUGGCUACGAUGGUAAUAAAUGCGAAAUUUGUGCUGAUGGUUUCUUUGGUAAUCCGCUUAUAAAGAAUGGUACCUGUGAACCGUGUAAUUGUAAUGGUAACAUUGAUCCAAUGACUAUUGGAAAUUGUGAUCGGAAAACAGGAAAAUGCUUAAAAUGCAUCUAUAAUACAGCCGGUGAUCAUUGUGAGAAAUGCAAAGAGAAUCAUUGGGGUAAUCCGAAAGAUAAAUCCUGUCGACCAUGCGGUUGUCACCCUAAAGGUUCCCAUUCGGCAACAUGUGACAAAUUAACCGGUAUUUGUGACUGUCACAAUAAUUAUGUGGGUAUGCAGUGCAAUCGAUGUAAGGAUGGACAUGGCGACAUUGAAAAUAUGUGUCCUGCUUGUAGUUGUAAUAUGACCGGUUCCUUUAGCAGUGAAUGUGAUGAAGUAUCCGGUCAAUGUGCUUGCAAGACAGGUGUAUUUGGAAAGCAAUGUGACAUGUGUAGAGCAAGUUAUUUUAAUUUUUCCGAGAAUGGUUGUGAAUUUUGUCACUGUAAUGCAUUUGGUGCAAUAGAUGAUGGUCGUUGUGAUAAUGUCACCGGAAAAUGUGAAUGUCGCAAAAAUGUAGAUGGAAAAAUGUGUGAAAAAUGUGCAAAUGGUUAUUUUAAUAUAACUAGUGGACUAGGAUGUCAAGCAUGUGAUUGCGAUUCAAUAGGCUCUAAAGGUAUCCAAUGUGAUACACAUACAGGCCAAUGUGAUUGCAAAUCUGGUGUUACUGGAUUAAAGUGUGACAAAUGCGCCCCGAAUCAUUUUGGAUUAAAUGCAAAUGGUUGUAAAGAAUGUCGUAUAUGUCCAGCACCUGGUCAUAUUUGUGAUUCAAUAACUGGUGAAUGCAUUUGCCCACCUAAUACCAUCGGUGAAAUGUGUGAAAAUUGUUCCAGUAAUGCAUGGAAUUAUGAUCCGUUAAACGGUUGUACUCUCUGUGAUUGUUCCGGUAUCGGUGCUGAUGGACCAAAUUGUAAUCCUCAAACCGGACAGUGUAAUUGUCGAUUGGGUUUUGUUGGUUUAAAAUGUGAUCGAUGCAUUCAUGGAUAUUUUAAUUUUCCGCAAUGUGAAUUAUGUAAUUGUGAUUUAUCCGGAACUGAUCCAGCAACCUGCAAAAAUGGUGCAUGCCUUUGUGAUGAGAUUGGACAGUGCAGCUGCAAGAAAAAUGUGAUAGGAUUAAAAUGUGAUAGUUGCGAUGCAUAUAGCUUUAGUCUCGAGAAAAGUAAUAUAUUUGGUUGCACCGAUUGUUUCUGCUUUAAUCGUACUAAUUUCUGCGUACAAAGUAGUUUUGUAUGGCAACAAAUUUAUGCAUCCGAUCGACAGGUAAUAUUCUCAGAACCAUGGAAAUAUUAUAUACGUAAACAUAAUUUGAAUGUGCUUAGAGAGAAACCAUUGAUAUACAAUAGUUAUCCAACAGAUAUUACACCUUUAUAUUGGCCUCUUCCAUCAAGUUUCCUAGGUGAUCGAACAGCAUCCUAUAAUGGAUUUAUUCGUUUCACAAUCAAAAAUGAUGAUAAUUAUCGUGGUAUUACUAAUGUAGCACCUGAUCCACAACAUUUCCGCUUCUUUCCACAAAUUAUUUUGGUUGGCAAUCAUCGUAUCAUUCUGGAACAUACACCUGAUGCAGUGAAUCAAUCAGGACGCUACAAAAUUCGUUUACAUGAAAGUCAAUGGCGUUCACGUUUAAGUCCUGACGUACCAGUAACACGUAAACAGCUAAUGAUUGCUUUGCAAAAUUUGCAAGGCAUUUAUGUCAGAGCAACAUACAACUAUCCAUCUACUGGUGAUACAGCUUCUAUCAAUGAAAUAAGUAUCGAUGUAGCUGUUUGGGAUAAUACAACUGAUACAUCAAAUUCAGUUGCAAUUGGUGUUGAAUUAUGUGAAUGUCCUCAGGGUUAUGCUGGUUAUUCAUGUCAAGAUCCAGCUGAUGGUUAUUGCCGGAAAAGACAACCUGAUUUCUUGAAUAGUCCGGAUGAUUUGGCAUUGAUAGGUGGACCACAUCCAUGCAUUUGCAAUGGACAUUCAACAACAUGUGAAGCAGAAACUUGCAGAUGCACUAAUUGUGAGCAUAAUACAUACGGUGAUUAUUGUGAACUUUGCAAGCCAGGUUAUCAGGGAAAUGCAUUAGUUGGUGGUGCAAAUGCAUGCACGAAAUGUGCAUGUCCAUUACCGGAUAAUAGUUUUAGUGAUACAUGUUUAGCAGUAGGUAAUGAUGGAGGAUAUAUGUGUGAUGCAUGUAAACCGGGUUAUACCGGAAUGCACUGUGAAAGUUGUCUGACCGGAUACUAUGGUAAUCCAAAUGUGAUCGGUGGUAUGUGUAAUGAAUGUGCUUGUCAUCAGCAUGGCUCAGUUCAUGGAAUUUGUAAUCAGGAGACAGGUCAAUGUGAAUGUCGUCCAGGUUUAUCAGGUCGUGAUUGCUCAUUAUGCAAAGAACGACAUGCAUUCAUGAAUGGUAUAUGUACAUCAUGUGAUCAAGGCUGUACUCGUGAUUUAAUGAAAGAAAUGGAUAAUUUAGAAGAAAUUAUGAGACAACAAAAUUUUACAAAUUUAAGACCAAUACCAUGGAAACGUGCUGCUCGAAUAAGUAAUACAACAAAAAGUUUGCAUUUAACUUUGGAAUCAUUACAGUUGGAAAGUUCGAUUGAUGAUGAUACAACUAAAAGUAGCCUUAAUAUUGAUGAUAACUUCUUAGAUGAAGUUAAUGGAUUGGUUGAGCAGACGAAAUUUUUGCUAGAACGAACUAAUAAGUCAAAAAAUACCUUACAAAAGAGCAUAGCUAAAACUGAAAAAUUAUCUGAGAGAGCUCGAGAACAGGAAGAAAUUCUUCAUGAAGUUAUCAGUCAACUACGAAAUUAUAUCAAUUACGGAUUUGGAAAACAGGAUAGCUCAAAGAUUGGUAUUUUGAUUCAGGAAGCAAAUAUCCAUGUAAAUGCAAUGAAGGAACGUGGAAUUUACAUUGAAAAACGUUACAAUCGUGGAAAGACCGAUUUCGAGAAAUCUCAAGAUUUAAUGAAGUUGAUAACAUCACGUAUGCUAAAUGAUACCUCAUUUGUUGAGUUACGUAAACAACUGGAUGCAUUUGAACAAUGGUUACACGAUUAUCGAGAUACAAUUUGGGAUAGAGCACGUCAGGAUACCGUAUCAUCCGAUAAAGUAGCAAUUAUAGUAGCGAAACGUGUAAAUCGAUUUAAUGACGUAAAAGCAAAUAUCACAGAAUUAUUAGCUAAAGCAACGGAUGAAUUAAGCGAAGCAGAAAAUAAAGUAUCAAUUGCAAAAGCAGAAAAAAUUUUGGCUAUGUUCGAUGAUUUCAAGCUUAUCAAUGAAACAGUACUACCGCAAGUAGAUGAGAUGACAAGAAAAUGUCGCGAUGAAGCGGACAAAUAUGGUCAACUUUUGGAUGCAUAUCACGAAGAAUAUGUAGAAAAAAGUGAACAUCACGCUGCAGCACUGGAAGAUGAAGCGCAAAAAUUGAAAAAUUCUUUUGCGGAUACAAAAGAUGCCGCAGCUGAUCCUGUUCGUGCAUCAAAUGCUUACAAAGAAAUUCUUGAUGCGUUACGGAAUGCUAGUGAAGCAGCGGAAGGAGCAAAGAAAGCUGCGGAAUUUGCAUAUAUUGAUGCGGAUCCAAAAUCUGAUAUCUCAAUGGUUAAUAUGGCAUUACAGGCCAAGAAUCGCAGUGUGGAUAUUAAGGAAGAAGCAGAUGAACUUGGCUUAAAAGAUUUGGAGAAGGAACGUUUGACAGCCAAUAUGGCUCUAAAUGAACUGAAGGAAACAUUGCAAAAUUCAAUGAAACGAAAAAUAGGAAUAAGUGAGCAAUAUCAGUCAUUCGAUGAUCAACAUGAUCGAAUGACCGGAUUGAUUAGUGUGGUUGAUGAUGCGGAAAAACGAGCCAAAAAUGUACAUCAGAAAAUGCAAGAAAUAUCGGUCGAAAUUGCUACAAUGAGCGAUGCUGUUUCGAAACUGAAAGGCUUUGCUGGACAAGGCAUCCGGAAUGUCACUAAUGACGUACGCAAAGCUAAUCAAGGAGCACAGGAAGCAAUGAAAAAAGUUUCUGAAGUGAAAAAGCAAACAGACAACGAUUCGAAACGAAUUAAUGUUUUGGGUGAACAAAUUAAAUUAUUACAGGAAAAAAUUAAAGAAGCACGAGAGAAGGCAUCACGCAUUCAAAUUUCGAUGAAAUCUGAUGAAAAGGGUGAUUGCCGCCGCGCUUUUAUCUCACCUGCGCAUUUGGCUCCAACUAACUUAUUCACCAUUAAAUAUCGUCCUUUGCGGAAUGUUCCGGAUUCGUUGCUAUUCCUAACAAAAACCAAAGCUAAACGCACUCAGCAAUCAGAGUACAUCGCAAUGGAAUUAAGAGAUCGGCGUAUUGUUGUGCACUGGAAUAUCGGUUCCGGUAUACGUAUGGCUACCAAUACACAUACUAUUAAUUAUAUUGCACCAAGUGAUCGUACUGCCUGGUACCAUAUAGUAUUAAAAAGAUUUGGCAAUUCGGUAACACUGACUGUAGCACUUCAUCAUACAAUAAGUGGUGAAGGUGAACGAACGAUUGGUGAACCGACUACCGUUUCGGUAGGUCAACCGGACGAGGAUGACAGCAUCAUUUUCAAUACGGUACAUGGUGAAACACUGAUUCAAUUUGGUAUUGAAGCAAAGCUUUCACAGGAUUUAGGUUUAGCAACUAACAAGUUCCUGGGUACCAUUGGUGAAUUUACUGUUGAUGGUGAAACUUUGCCGCUUUGGGCGUUUGCAGAAAGUACUAGAGUUUGUGAAGGAGAUUUUGCUGCACCGGAAAGUCAGGCUACCGGUUACUUUUUCCGGCAAGUUUUUUUCUAUUUGAAAAUUCAUUUACAACAAUUCUCUAACAUAAUGGAUGGUUUUGCGCAAAUUCAUCUUCCUUCAACCGAACGACCAAGUGGUGCGCAAAUAACAGUGAUCUUAUCAGCUUAUUCACCAAAUGGUCUAAUAUACUUCCGUGGCAAUCAGGAAAAUGGAGAUUUUGUUUGUUUGGAACUUCGUGAAGGACAUGUCGUUUUCAGGAUCAAUCUUGGCGAUGAUUCUUAUGCACUUGUUAAGUCUAAAAAAUCAUCAUAUGCUGAUGGACGCUCACAUACUGUUCGUGUCAUUAGGAAUUAUGAUAAAAUACAUUUACAGGUGGAUGACGAAAGCGAUCGUAAUUCCGCAACAAUACCUGGUGAAAAUGCAAAACUGAAUAUUAACGGCGAUGAUCACUUUGUUGGCGGCAUUCCGCCAGGUUUCAAUACUACUGCGUUCCGCAAUUUCGACAUUCAUUGGAAUGAAUUUUUUGGCUGCAUUCAAUCAGUUCGACCUUCUCAAGUUGCAGAAUUGGAUCUCGACAAUCCAAUACGUUCACAACGUAAGCUACGUGGAUGUACUUUCAGAAAUGGUGAAAGAUUGGAACCAACUGAUAGAGUGGUUAGCUUCAAUCGUCCAGGUUAUUUGGUUGUUCAAGGAAUUCAACUUAGCAAUAAUUCCACAUUUGCAUUUGCAUUCCGCACAAAGACCGCUAAUGCUACAUUGUUAUUCCAGUCGAGCGAACUGGAAACUUUCAGAAGACGUCGAAAAAUUAGAGAUUCUGUUGGAACGGGAUAUCUGGCAUUUUAUCUCUACCGUGGUUAUUUGGUUGUACAUCUUGGUACCGAUUCAUCACAGAAAAGUAAAGUGCUCACAUUAAGAUCUGAAACUACCUACAACGAUGGGCAACUUCAUUCUAUCUUUUUCACUCGUUUUGAAACAUUAGUUCGACUUCGAGUAGAUGAUCGAGAGGUAGCAUCUGGUACCCUUGGUGAGCAGAAUACCAUUGGAACCGCUUCAUCACAAUUAUUCAUUGGUGGAUUUCCAGAUGGUAUAAAACCAUCAGCUAAUGAAAUGCCAAUUGCUGAAUCAAUGAUUGGUUGUGUAUCAAAUAUUUUCAUUGAUUAUCGACUUGUCCCAAUUAUACCGGAAGCACACAUUGCGUUAAUUGGUACCUGUCCAGUAGAACAAAUUUUCUCAUUACAAAAAUCAGAACGGCGAACAGAUGUGGAAGCAUUGCAAGCUGACGAACAAAAUGCUUUCAAUCAAAAAGCAUCGAAACUUUCAUUGCAUCUAACAGAGCCAACAUUGAUCAGCAAAACAGAACGUCUCUAUGCGGAUGGAUCAGUGAAAACAAAUCCGGUGAAUAUCAGAGAAGCUAUUAAUGAUCCGGAAGAAUUAGAAUCAAAUAAUUUGGAACAAUCCAUAGUAGCAAUAGAUGCUACAACAUUCAAUGUCAUUCCUACUACCGGAAAUCUAAUCGGAUCAGCGGAAAGAAAAAAUGAUGAUGAUGACGAUAGUACUACUUAUUUCUCAACUUUAACAGAUUUUGGUCCAAAAAAAUGCGGUUCAAAUUUGUUAGCUAAGAAUGAUGGUGAAGGUGCGGCACGAUAUGGAAUAGCGGAAGCAAGUCAUUCUAAAUUAAACUUUGAGGAUGAUGAUUUAGAUACCAAUCAAUUCAAAAUUAAAUUUGCAUUUCGCACAAUAUUACCAAACGGAAUGUUAUGGAUUUGGGCUAAUUACAAUAAUUAUACUCGUUAUUUCUUCCUAAAUUUAAUCAAUGGAUUACUACAAUUUCAGGUGCGUGGACGUAAGGAACCAAAAAUUCUGAUUUAUAAAUCAAAUAAAUUAAAUGAUGGACAAUGGCAUGAUAUUAAUAUGUUAAAAAAAGGACAAGAAAUUCUUCUUAAGGUUGAUCGCAAUCCGGCACAAUACUUGAAAGAUGUGUCAAAUCCGAAACUGAUCCGUAAACGAAUGUACAUAGGUGGAGUUAUUUCAAAACAUCGAAAACAGUUUAAUUUAACAGUACCCUCAUUUUCUGGAUGCAUUAGAAAUUUUGAAGUAAAUGACAUUCAACAGGAUCUAUUCGGGAAAAGUCGUCACGUUGUGCCAUGCGUCAAUUCUAAUUCUGCGUACGUUCACGAAGGCGGUUAUAUGACGUUUGGAUCAUUAAAGUCUAUUCGACAAUUUGGAAAUAUUCAAAUUUCGGUGCAAUUUCGACCUGCUGUAAAAGAUGGAUUUAUCUUCGGUUUAAUGACAAACAAAGAUCCAGAAAAUGCACGAAUUGCUGUUUACCUUAAAAAUAGCUUGGUGACAUUUGAACUGAUCUACAACAAUGAACAUCAUGAACUAAAGCAUAUUUUUAAAAAAGAUUUAUGUGAUGGUAGUUGGCACAAUGUUACUCUUUCUAUAUCACAUUCAAAUAUAAUUGUUAUCACUGUUGAUGGACAUCGAAAACGUUUACAGUUAAAGAUGAGUUCAGAAUUGAUAGAAUUUUUCCGAAAUUUGCCAAUUUAUAUUGGUGGUGUAACUGCAUCAUCAACUUCUAAAAUUGGUGUACUAUCAUUGAUUGGUUGCUAUCGUGAUCUCCAAUUUUACGGAAAAGUAAUCGCUUUCAAAGAUGCCAAAAAGUUGAAUAAAGUGCUACCUGAUGGUUGUCCAUUUUUAAAUUAA